CACGAACACCGCUGUUCUUCUCCAUCGGAUCACCGCGCCUUUCACUCCGUUCUGUCAGUUUGCAAUAUGGCUUCGCGUGCUUUCUUCACUACUCAACUCCAUUCCGCUCGCCGUUUUGGUGUUCGUUAUCAGACCAACCUUGCCAAGAAUGAUUUCGUAGCUGAGCGCGAAGCUAUCAAGCAUCACGCUGCAGACGCUGCUGAGACUUGGAGAAAAAUUGCGUUAUUCGUUUGCAUUCCUGCACUACUUGCCUCUGGUAUCAACGCCUAUAAUUUGUAUCGCAAGCAUCAAGAGCAUGCUGCUCAUCAUCCAAAGGAGUGGGUUAAAUACGAGUAUAUCAAUUGGCGAGCUAGGGACUUCUUCUGGGGACGUGAAGCACUUUUAUUCAAUCCCAAAGUGAAUCUUCCUGCUUCGGAGGAAGAUCAGUAGAUGGGAGAGAUCUUCCAUUGCCAUUGUGGUAUUAUUUACGUGGAUGAGUUGUUUAAGUUAAGCUGUGUGACGAAAAAAAGAAGAGAAGAACCCCAGUUUUCAAUCAAUCAAUUGAAUCAUGGUAAAAUAAAACGACGUAAAUUCCUUUGAAUCCAA
Molecule: messenger RNA, 585 nt
Organism: Radiomyces spectabilis
Lineage: Eukaryota; Fungi; Mucoromycota; Mucoromycetes; Mucorales; Radiomycetaceae
Product: cytochrome c oxidase, subunit VIa
Exons: 4
Coding region: 67-429 (120 amino acids)
Biological process (GO): mitochondrial electron transport, cytochrome c to oxygen
Cellular component (GO): mitochondrial inner membrane
Molecular function (GO): enzyme regulator activity
Source: RefSeq, a predicted model, not a curated record